Molecule: messenger RNA, 1833 nt
Organism: Neoarthrinium moseri
Lineage: Eukaryota; Fungi; Ascomycota; Sordariomycetes; Amphisphaeriales; Apiosporaceae
Exons: 2
Coding region: 1-1833 (610 amino acids)
Source: RefSeq, a predicted model, not a curated record
AUGAGCAAGCGUAGAAGAUUGGCGCUCGAAGCGCCGCCACCUACCAUCAUUGUGGAUGUGGGUGAGAAGCCAUAUCUACUCGACCAGGUGCAAGCCGUAGUAAACCCUUUGGACGGGGAGGAUAGGUUCAUCCCUACGACGUGCCUUGAUGCUUCCCAAGGCGUCGCUGGCUUCGACCUCGACGACGUAUGGUCGGACAAAUUUUUGAAAGCAAUUCUCGUCAAAGACAGCCACGGGACGCCGCCGAACAUAGGCCAGGAUAUUGUCUGUGAGAUACCUCAGAAUAUCACGUUGUCAGCCGGGCCCUAUAUGCUCCAGUCAUCUACUGGUCGCGUCUUCAGCGUUCUCAGACUUUUCGAGGAUACCAACAAUACCUUUGUCGGUGGCACAGUCCCAGAUGGUCCGUCCAGGUUCAGGUGGCUUCAAGCAUCUAGUCACAUACCGGUGCCCUCAAAGCUGUAUGACAGCGAGCCGUCGGAGGAACAACCACUGACUGGACUGCGCUUUGGCGUAAAAGAUGCCAUUGACAUUGCCGGUUUGGAAACCGGAAACGGGAGCAAGUGCUACCGCGAAUCCUUCCCACCCCGAGACUCGACAGCCCCAUGCAUCGGGGCACUAAUCGCCGCGGGGGCGGUUAUGGUUGGCAAAUUGAGAUGUUGCCAGUGGUGUGAUGGCCAAGACCCUUUGCAGCGCCUGGAGGAGGUCACGCCGACGAAUCCAAGAGGUGACAGCUUCCAAAAACCAUCAGCGUCCAGCUCUGGCUCGGCGGCAAGCUGCGCCAGCUAUUCCUGGUUGGACUUUACGAUUGGCACUGAUACGGGGGGAUCCGUUCGGCAUCCUGCGGGAGUCAACGGCCUCUAUGGCAUUCGCCCAUCUCUAGAUGCAAUGAAGAGUGCCGGCCUCGUCUGCACUUCAUUGAUGGACACACCAGGAGUAUUCGCUCGCUCAGCAAAAGUUGCAGAAUCUGUGGCCAAGGUCAUGAUGGGUAUGCCGGCCGGCGCAGUCGCCAGACCGCCGAAGAGGCCACGAUAUAAGCUUCUCUAUGCUGUUGAGCAGGACUCGACGGAACCAAGCGAAACACCAAAGUUCUUUUCGCGGGGCUUUCAGGGUCCAGAAGCUGGUACACCUGCUGGAAAGUUGAUGGAAGAUUUUGUCAAGGGUUUGGAGAACUUUCUCGAGGCGAAACGUGAGGAAGUCUGCAUUUUCGAUCUCUGGAAGGAAACUCACCCGGAAACUGAGCCCGAAGAUUUGCUGCAAGCGACCGGCUCCAUCUACAAGAACAUUGUCUAUGGGCAACUGUCCCGUGAUGUCGUCCAACCGUUUGCUCAGCAGUACCAACAGCGCCAUGGCCGCCCACCAUUCAUCGAAGAGAUCACGCAGGCACGAUUAGACUACGGAGCAAGUGUAUCAGACAGUGAUUUGGAACAGUCUAUCGAGACCCUGCAUGCAUUUGCAGGUUGGGUAAAUAAAGUACUCCUCCCAGCGCCAGGGGUCGAGUCCGAGGAGAUACCGCUGUUAGUCUAUCCGCAAAGCUGGGGGAGGCCGCAGUAUAGGGACGAGCUGGGGAGAUUGGAGAGCAAAGAGGUCUUCUGGAAUGGGUUUUCUGUGUAUUCCCUUAGCUACUCCUCUGGGUGUCCGGAUUAUACUAUCCCCGUUGGUGAGGUCAGCUUCACGUCGAAGUUUACAAAGCGAGAAGAACACCUCCCUGUGGCACUCUCAUUGCUCGCACCGCGGAACAUGGAUACCGACCUCCUGGAACUGCUGACGAACCUGGAGGAAAGAGGACUCUUGAAACCUGUAUCUUGCGGUUCCCGAUUAUAUGAAGAUUCAUGA